Molecule: messenger RNA, 3636 nt
Organism: Candoia aspera
Lineage: Eukaryota; Metazoa; Chordata; Lepidosauria; Squamata; Candoiidae
Gene: TRPM5
Product: transient receptor potential cation channel subfamily M member 5
Exons: 25
Coding region: 1-3576 (1191 amino acids)
Biological process (GO): calcium ion transmembrane transport
Cellular component (GO): plasma membrane
Molecular function (GO): calcium-activated cation channel activity; ligand-gated calcium channel activity
Source: RefSeq, a predicted model, not a curated record
AUGGUCCAAAGAAAGAGGUGUUGGGGAGUAGGAGAUGAAGAGGCCAAAACACUAGAAUCGAGUCAGAACAAUGUUUCUGAAGCACUCUUGAAGGAGAAUACACAGAAGAAACUGUGCAAUAAUGAAGAAAAAGAAAGUAGAAGGGAAUUACCAUAUUGUACUGGAGAAAUCGACUUCUUGGCUAAUGGAAAGAAACGGGGAAAGUUUCUUAAGGUUCCAUGUACCAUCCAUCCUGGAGUUAUAUUUGACAUCAUGAAUAGCAAGUGGAACCUUCCUGCUCCCAAUCUGAUCGUCUCUUUUGUUGGAGAAGAAGAACACUUCCAGAUGAAACCUUGGUUACGUGUCACACUGAGAAAAGGAUUGGUUAAAGCUGCCCAAAGCACAGGUGCCUGGAUCUUUACAAGCGGCCUGCACGUUGGAGUAACAAAACACAUCGGGCAAGCAGUCCAAGAUCAUAUGUUGACAACCACAUCUACAGUGAAAGUAGUUGCAAUAGGAAUAACAUCCCUGGAGAAAAUUCAGCACAAAGAUCUUCUGGAUAAUGUCAAGAAAGACAGUCUCAUAAACUACACAAGUGAUAAUAAUGUCCAAGGGCCUUUGUACUCCCUUGACGACCAUCAUUCCCAUUUCAUUUUGGUGGAAGAGAGUGAGCCAGAUGGCACAACAAAGCUACGACUCACCUUGGAGAAAUAUAUUUCAGAACAGCAUACUGGCUAUGGAGGAACAGGUAGCAUUGAAAUCCCAGUACUCUGCUUACUUGUGAAUGGAAGACCUCACAUUCUGGAGCAAAUUUGCAGGGGGCUGAAAAAUUCCGUCCCUUGUCUUAUCUUGGCUGGAUCUGGUGGUGUAGCUGAUAUUUUAGCUGCGCUGAUGAGUGAGCCACACUUAAUUGUGCCACAGGUAGUGGAAAAACAGUUAAAAGAGAAGUUCCCCACAGAAACUUUCUCAUGGAAUGACAUUGUUCAGUGGACUGGAAUAAUCCAAACCAUUAUCACCCAGGAGCAGCUUCUAACCAUUCAUUACUUCGAACAAGAAUGUUCAGAAGAAUUGGAUACAGUUGUUUUGAAAGCACUGGUUAAAGCCUGUAAGAGUCAUAGUCAGGAAGCCCAAGAAUAUCUUGAUGAACUCAAGCUGGCUGUGGCCUGGAACAGAGUGGACAUAGCUAAAAGUGAAAUAUUCAGUGGAGAUGUGGAGUGGAAGUCAUGUGAUUUAGAGGAAGUGUUGAUGGAUGCCCUGGUGAAUGAUAAGCCAGAAUUUGUGAAAUUGUUUAUUGAUAAUGGGGCCGACAUAUGUGACUUCCUAACAUAUAGCCGGCUUCAGAGACUAUACUGUAACAUUUCCCCGAAGUGUCUCCUCUAUAUGCUUCUACUUAAAAAACAUGAAGAAAACAGACUUACUUUGGCUGGAAUGAGUGGACAACAUCACAAGGAAUUGGUGGAUGCGUGCCCUCUCUUCACUCUUCAUGAAGUUUCCAGGGUACUGAAAGAUUUUCUACAUGAUGCCGGCAGAGGUUUUUACCAUGACCAAAAACCUGGAGGGAAGAAGAAAGUGGACAAGACAAAUGCAAGAAAGUUCCCAAGCCUCUUGGAUAUGAAUCAGAAAAGUGAAAAUCCUUGGAGGGAUUUAUUUUUAUGGGCAGUGCUUCAAAACCGGCACAAGAUGGCGCACCUCUGCUGGGCCAUGGGUCAAGAAGGAGUCGCUGCAGCUCUGGCUGCCUGUCAAAUAGUGCAAGAAAUGUCCCGCCUGGAAACAGAGGCAGAAGUGGUGCGCAGAAUGAAAGAAGCAAAAUAUGAGCAGCUUGCAGUGGAGUUGUUCAGCGAAUGCUACCAUGACAGUGAAGAGCGAGCUUUUGCUUUGCUGGUGAGGAAAAAUCGAUUUUGGAGCAAAACUACUUGUCUCCACUUGGCCACAGAAGCAGAUGCCAAGUCUUUUUUUGCACAUGAUGGGGUACAAGCGUUUCUGACAAAAAUUUGGUGGGGAGACAUGUCAACAUCCACCCCAAUUUUGAAGCUGAUCUGUGGAUUUGGGUGCCCUUUCCUGAUUUACACUAACUUGAUUUCAUUCAGUGAGGAGACACAAUCAGUGGAGGACCCAGAAUCAUUAAAAGAUCUUGACACCCUUGCUAUGGAGAGGACAUUGCUGUCCCCCACCAAAAGAAAGGCUGAUGCCAAACUAGGAACAAAACCUGCUUCUGAGAAUAUAGCCCGGGCAACAUUUAUGUUUACACGCUGGAAAAAAUUCUGGACUGCUCCUGUCACAGUCUUUAUGGGGAACGUUGUUAUGUACUUUGCUUUUCUCUUUCUAUUUGCCUACGUCCUCUUGGUGGAUUUUAAACCACCUCCACCUAAAGGUCCAUCUAUCCAGGAGAAUGUACUCUACUUCUGGGUCUUUACGCUGGUCUUGGAAGAAAUCAGACAGAGUUUCUUUACUGAUGGAGGCAUGGAUCUAAUAAAAAAAUUCAAGCUGUAUGUAGAAGAUAAUUGGAACAAGUGUGAUAUGUUGGCUAUUUCUUUGUUCAUCAUUGGGAUCACUUGCAGAAUGUUUCAUUCAACCUUUCAUGAUGGUCGAACAGUACUAGCAAUUGAUUUUAUGGUGUUCACUCUGAGACUGAUUCAUAUUUUUGCCAUUCAUAAGCAACUGGGCCCAAAGAUUAUCAUUGUGGAAAGAAUGAUGAAGGAUGUUUUUUUCUUCCUCUUUUUCCUGAGUGUGUGGCUUAUUGCGUAUGGUGUGGCCACACAAGCUUUGCUUCAUCCUGAUGACAAUCGUGCCGAGUGGAUUUUCAGGAGGGUCCUUUAUCAUCCCUAUCUUCAAAUAUUUGGACAAAUUUCACUGGAUAAAAUAGAUUCAUCUCGCAUGGAUUUUGGAAACUGCACAUUUGGUCAGCAGAAGAAUCAGACGGCAAACGACUCUUCAUGUCCCAACAUCUACGCUAAUUGGCUGGCCAUAAUUCUCUUAGUAAUUUUCCUACUGGUUACGAACGUGCUGCUUAUGAAUCUCUUAAUUGCCAUGUUCAGUUACACUUUUCAGGUUGUUCAAGGAAAUGCAGACAUCUUCUGGAAAUUUCAGCGAUACAACUUGAUUGUUGAAUACCAUGGUCGUCCUGCAUUUGCUCCUCCUUUCAUCAUUAUUGACCACAUUAAACUAUUUCUUAGAUGGGUCUUUAAGAAGACAGAACACAAAAAAGAACAUCUGGAAAGAGAUCUUCCAGAAGGUCUGGAUCAAAAAUUAAUAACCUGGGAGGUGCUACAGAAGGAAAAUUACCUGGCAAAUCUGGAAACAAAGAAGAAAGAAAGCAAUGAGGAAAAGCUGAAGAAAAUGUCAGACAGGGUGGACAACCUUUUAAAGAAUUUUAGUGGUCUAAAAGAGCAAGAGAAACAGCUUAGAUCUUUGGAAUCACAAAUUAGCUAUUGCACAGUUAUGCUUUCUUCAUUAGCAGAUACCUCAGUGAAAAACAGCGUAUUUUUCGACAGGCCAGCUCUGAACUAUACACGCACUGACCUAAUGGCUGUACCAGAAAAUGAUGGGGCAGACACCAGUCGGUUCGAUGACGUGAUGUACAUCGAUAACGGAUUGUAACAGAUCAGGGGCUUAAUUCUCUGUAUAAUUUUGUCAACUCAAUUACCUAAUGAGUAUUUU